GCUCAGUCUGCUUUAGUUUCGGGCUACGAAAAACCUUUUUGUUCGUUCGUUCAAGAAACUAAUAUAAAUAAAUUAUCUAAAUCAUUGAAAAAUGUCGGAAGAUCGACCGUCGCCUUCGCGUAAAAAAGGGCGUCCGCCACCCCCACAGCGUGCGCGUUCGCAAAUUCAGGAUACUUCGCCGGUUGCCGGAAGUAAUCAAAAUGCAGAACAACCUGGAUCAAUACCGCGUCCAGGCUCUUCCGCACAUCCUGACUAUUUCUCUGAUCCCGGAGGUUCUGCUCAACAUCCCGGCUCUUCCUUAUAUCCCGGCUCUUCCUUACACCCCGGGUCUUCCUCGCAUCCCGGUUCUUUACAUCUCGGCUCUUCCAUACAUCCUGGCUCUUCCUCACAUCCCGACUCUUCGCGUCACAGUUCUUUACAUUCCGGGUCUUCACGUCACGCUUCACGUCCUAGCUCUUCGCCACAUCCAAGUUCUUCUCUACAUCCCACUUCUUCAUCUCGUUCCCGUUCUGCUUCGCGUUACGUCUAUUCUCCCCACGCUGAUGCUGCACAACGUCCUAGUUCUUCUGAACGCCCAAGCACUUCGCAAUACUAUGACACUAUGCCAACUCUACGCUCUUCCUUGCGUUCCGAUUCUCCGCUCGGUCGCUUCACAGCACAAUCACACCCAAGACUCACGCGCUUUCAGCUACAUGGUAAAAUAUAUCCAGUGGAUAAAUUAUUGCGUCGAAAACCCAAAAGGAAUGAGAUGGAUGAUGAAACACCAACAGAAGAUACUCCUCAGCAAAGCGGCUCACGACGACAAUCUCAAGAGGUACAAGCUAAUUUACCACGUGAACGUGCACGUUUUCAGGAAGCCGAUAGUGACAAUGCUGCUCCCAGGACAAAUAUCGAGCCCUCAACCAGAGACGAGGAAGCUGCUCAAGCGUACGAUCCAGGAGCCACUACCGAGAUGAAAAGUCAAGAAAUGGGCACAGAAACGCCAAGCAAAACGGAUAAAAUGCUGAAAUUCUUACGAAAGAAAAAAUCUCCAACUGAGGAAACUGAAGAGGAAAUAGAUCAGGAAGAUCCGGAGGGAGGUUUUCGUCGCCGAUCUACCGUACCCACCGAGCGACACGCUGGAAGGCAAAAACAAUCGCGUAUUCUAUACACAACAGAUGAGGAAGUGCGCGAUGCACUCGUGGAGUUUGCCGUCUUUAUUGUAUUUCUCGUAUUAACGUCAUUGGUAACUUUGUCUGUACGACACUCCUACAUGUUUUAUUUCAACGAUACGAUGAAGAAACUUUUCACCACACGUGAAUUGGUAAUUGCGCCAUCGGUGACAGUUUGUUUCGAGAAGCUUAUCACGGUCCCCGAUUGGUGGGACUAUUUAAUAUAUAAUUUUUUAGUCACAUUGCAUGGCGAUAUGAGUGUCGUAAGUACCGAGGGAUCGCAUGAAGGUGACGAUGAAACAACUGAGCCACCCACUACUACAGAGACAGAGACGCGUGAGAAACGCGAAGACAAAUUCAACAAACAUAGAAUUAAUCAAGAUUAUGAAGAAGAUGAUGAGGGGGGAGGUGGUACAAUAGGAUCUAAAGUAAGACCAACACCGAACCGAACACAUCUCGAUGGACGUGUCUUCUUACAUGAGAAUCUCCUGCUUGGUCCGCCACGUUUGCGUCAGAUCCGAGUGCGAAAAGAUACUUGCUUCGUUAACGAUGCUUUCAUACGAUACUUUAAUACUUGCUACGAUUCGUAUUCGAAGGGAGCUGAGGAAAUAAUUUCAUCACAUGGCGGAGCACCAUUUCGUACUAUGAAAGAAUUGGACUCGACACCGCUGUGGACAAUACUCAAUAUGUAUGCCACUGGUGGCUACACCGUUGACUUGACCUAUGACAAAGAAACGAAUCUGCAAAUCAUCAAGGAUCUAAAAAGAAGUCAUUGGUUGGACCGUGGUUCACGGCUGGUGCUAGUCGAAUUCAAUCUCUACAAUGAAAAUACCGAUAUUUUUCAAAGCGCCAAAUUCAUAGCGGAAAUUCCUCCAACUGGCGGGGUCUUGCCGCAGAGUCAAUUGCAAACGGUGAAGCAUUUCUCGUUCAUUACGGAUAAAAGUCUAUACAUGUCUGUGGUGUAUAUCUUUUGGUAUAUUAUGGUUGUGUACUAUAAUAUAAAUGAACUUAAUGAAAUACGUAAAUCGGGUAUCAAGAAAUAUUUCAGGAGCCUACUCAACAUUCUAGACUCGGUUAUAUUAUUGGUUUGCUAUUUGGCGCUUGUCUACAAUAUUUGGCAUACGAUAAAGGUGAAAUCUCUAAUAUCUUGGGCGAAAACCAGAGAGAAUUAUCAAAGCUUGGACACGCUGUGCUUUUGGAAUACAAUUUAUGUUGAUAUGAUGGCCAUUUUAGCAUUUCUAGUUUGGAUUAAGAUAUUUAAGUUCAUCAGUUUCAACAAGACGCUCGUUCAAUUUACCACAACUUUAAAACGCUGCGCUAAGGACUUGGCUGGCUUCAGUCUCAUGUUUGGUAUCGUUUUCUUGGCCUAUGCACAAUUGGGUCUAUUGCUUUUCGGCACAAAGCAUCCCGAUUUUCGAAACUUUAUCACCUCAGUUUUGACCAUGAUACGCAUGAUUCUGGGCGACUUUCAAUAUAAUCUUAUUGAGCAAGCAAAUCGUGUGCUGGGCCCCAUCUACUUUUUAACCUAUAUUCUCUUGGUCUUCUUCAUUCUUUUGAACAUGUUCUUGGCCAUCAUCAUGGAGACGUAUAACACUGUGAAAAGUGAAAUAACCCAAGGUCGCAGUCAACUUGGCUCGUAUGUCUAUAAGAAAUUGUCAGCUCUAGUCUAUUUUAUCACGCAUUGUGGUCGCAAGCGCCAGAAUCGAGAUACUAUCAAUCAACCUGAUCCCGAACAUCAAGAUUUUACUGAUGAUCCAACUGCGUCGAGUCGCUACAGUCAGUCCAAAGUUCAUUUGCGUCGUAAUAUGAGCGAAGUCGAGGCCCACUAUUUUGAGGAUGUGCCUAGUGAGACACCCAAUAAGGACAUGUAUCGUCUAAAUAACCGCGUUUCACUGCUCGAGGAAAUUCUGGAACAGCUUGUUACGAAUAUGGAUGCCAUACUGAAGCGCGUGGAAAAGGAUGCAAAGAAAAACAAAUAGAACUGAGCAAUAAACUCUGUGUAGAAUUUGUUUAAAUAAAAUGUGCAGUUGUGUGCUGCCAAGCAAACAAUC
Messenger RNA from Drosophila nasuta, 3202 nucleotides. It is a transcript of the gene Pkd2, whose product is annotated as Polycystic kidney disease 2. Gene Ontology annotation, cellular component: membrane. Bases 92 to 3130 code for a protein of 1012 amino acids. The transcript has 8 exons. Gene Ontology annotation, biological process: detection of mechanical stimulus. The record is from RefSeq and is a predicted model, not a curated record. Gene Ontology annotation, molecular function: calcium channel activity. NCBI's taxonomy places the organism in Eukaryota, Metazoa, Arthropoda, Insecta, Diptera, Drosophilidae.